Molecule: messenger RNA, 1227 nt
Organism: Adineta ricciae
Lineage: Eukaryota; Metazoa; Rotifera; Eurotatoria; Adinetida; Adinetidae
Source: the annotation of a GenBank genome assembly
AUGGCUAGAACAGUCGGUAUCGAUCUGGGAACAAUAUCGUCAUGUGUCGCAGUAUUUAGCCAUGAGAACGUAGAGAUCAUUGCUGAUGAACAAGGACGUCGAACAACACCAUCUUAUGUCGCAUUUACUGAAAGUGGACGUUUAUUCGGAGAUGUUGCUAAAAAUCAAAUGGGAAUCAACUGUGGUAAUACAGUUUUUGCUGUUAAACGACUCAUUGGUCGUCAGUUUGAUGAUUCCACUGUUCAAACUGAUAUAAAACAUUGGCCAUUCAAAGUUAUUAACGUUAGUGGCAAACCAGAAAUUCAAGUUGAAUAUAAAAACGAAAUCAAGUCAUUUGUUCCAGAAGAAAUAUUAGCGAUGGUAUUAACGAAAAUGAUCGAAACAACAGAGAUUCAUUGUGGUAAAAAGAUAUAUGAGGCUGUCAUUACUGUUCCAGCUAGUUUUAACAGUUGGCAGCGUCAAUCCAUCAGAGAUGCCGCUUGUAUUGCUGGUCUUUGUGUACUAAAUAUCAUCGAUGAAUCAACAGCCGCCGCUCUCGCCUAUGGAAUCAACUUCGACACUACAGAUGAACGAAAUGUAUUGGUCUUCAAUUUGGGCGGUGGUACUUUUAAUGUAUCGGUUUUAAAGAUUGAAGAGAGAAUUUUUGAGGUUAAAUCAGUGGCCGGUGAUGCACAUUUAGGAGGUGAAGAUUUUGUCAAUCGAUUAGUAUCAUAUUUUGUUCAAGAAUUCAAACACAAAUACGAGAAAAAUCUAUCUGAUGAUAAGCGAGCUCUUGUGCGUCUACGCUCUGCUUGUGAACGUGCUAAAAUCACAUUAUCAUCGUCAUUGAACGCAUCGGUUGAGAUUGAUUCAUUGCAUGAUGGGAUUGAUUUUUAUUCGACAAUAACACGCACUCGUUUCGAGAACCUAUGUGCUGAUCUCUUUUGUUCAACACUUGAACCAGUUGAAAAGGCAUUAUGUGACGCUAAAAUGGAUAAAGCAAGUAUUCAUGACAUUGUUCUAGUCGGUGGAUCGGUACGCAUUCCAAAAGUGCAAAACCUUCUGCAGAAUUUGUUCAAUGGAAAAGAAUUAGUUCAGUCAAUAAACCCCGAUGAGGCCGCAGCCUAUGGGGCACUAGGACAAUUCGUCGACGGACAAUUCGUCGCGGACAAUUCGUCGACGGACAAUUCGUCGCGGACAAUUCGUCGACGGGCAAUUCGUCGCCUGGACAAUUCGUCGCCAUCAUAA